UACCCCGACCCCUCCCGAACACACACCACCCGUCUCGACGACGCUAAAACCCUAGGCAGCUGCGGGAGGCCGCCGCGCCCUGCCCGUCGCCGAUGUGGAGCGGCGCGCCGCCUCCGCCGCCGCCGCACAUGGCGGCGGCCCCGCCUCCCCCGGGCACGGCGGGGGCCGGGGCGGGCCAGCCCCCGCCCCCGCCGCCGCCGGCCGGGGCGCCGCAGGGCGCCAAGCCGCUGACGCCGGCGGAGCUGGAGGCGCAGCUGGUGGAGAAGGCCCGCAAGUGGCACCAGCUCAACUCCAAGCGCUACGGCGACAAGCGCAAGUUCGGGUUCGUCGAGGCGCAGAAGGAGGACAUGCCUCCUGAGCACGUCCGCAAAAUCAUCAGAGACCACGGAGACAUGUCCUCCAAGAAGUACAGGCAUGACAAACGUGUUUAUCUUGGAGCACUCAAAUUUGUGCCCCAUGCUGUCUAUAAACUACUGGAGAACAUGCCGAUGCCUUGGGAGCAGGUUCGGCAUGUGAAAGUCUUGUAUCACAUUACUGGGGCUAUCACUUUUGUAAAUGAAAUCCCAUGGGUUGUGGAACCCAUAUACCUUGCACAGUGGGGUACAAUGUGGAUCAUGAUGCGGAGAGAGAAGAGGGAUAGGCGACAUUUUAAACGAAUGCGCUUUCCUCCAUUUGAUGAUGAGGAACCUCCACUGGACUAUGCUGAUAAUCUGUUGGAUGUUGAACCCCUCGAGGCCAUUCAAUUGGAGUUGGACAGCGAAGAAGAUGCAGCUGUCUAUGAAUGGUUCUAUGAUCACAAGCCUCUUAUGAAGACCAAGCUUAUAAAUGGCCCCAGCUACAGGAAAUGGCAUCUAUCUCUUCCCAUAAUGGCAACAUUAUAUCGCCUUGCUGGCCAGCUGUUGUCAGACCUGAUUGAUAGGAAUUAUUUCUACUUGUUUGACAUGGAGUCUUUCUUUACUGCCAAGGCACUUAAUAUGUGCAUUCCAGGGGGUCCGAAGUUCGAGCCUCUGUACCGUGAUAUGGAGAAGGGUGAUGAGGACUGGAAUGAGUUUAAUGACAUAAAUAAACUCAUCAUACGUCAGCCACUUCGGACUGAGUACAGGAUUGCUUUCCCUCAUCUGUACAAUAACAGGCCAAGAAAAGUGAAACUUGGGGUCUAUCAUACCCCCAUGAUAAUGUAUAUCAAGACAGAGGAUCCAGAUUUGCCAGCAUUCUACUACGAUCCUCUGAUAAAUCCCAUCACUUCAACUAACAAGGUUGAUCGUCGGGAGAGGAAAGCAACUGAAGAGGACGAUGAUGAAGAUUUUUGUCUCCCAGAAGACGUGGAGCCUCUCUUGAAAAACACUGAACUCUACACUGAUACAACAGCUGCUGGUAUAUCCUUACUUUUUGCUCCAAAGCCUUUUAACAUGAGAUCUGGCAGAACACGUCGUGCUGAGGACAUUCCUCUUGUAUCAGAGUGGUACAAGGAGCAUUGCCCACCAGCUUAUCCUGUGAAAGUUCGUGUGAGUUACCAGAAGCUGUUGAAGUGUUAUGUACUCAAUGAGCUACACCAUAGGCCUCCCAAGGCUCAGAAAAAGAAGCACCUGUUCCGUUCACUCCAAGCUACAAAGUUUUUCCAAACUACUGAGCUUGACUGGGCAGAGGCAGGCUUGCAAGUUUGCAAGCAGGGUUACAACAUGCUGAACUUGUUGAUUCACAGGAAGAAUCUUAACUAUCUUCAUUUAGACUACAAUUUUAAUUUGAAACCCGUGAAGACUCUUACCACAAAGGAAAGGAAGAAAUCUCGUUUUGGAAAUGCAUUCCAUCUGUGUCGUGAGAUUUUACGACUUACUAAGUUGGUUGUUGAUGCUAACAUCCAGUUCCGUCUGGGAAAUGUUGAUGCUUUCCAGUUGGCAGAUGGUCUGCAAUACAUAUUCUCUCAUGUUGGCCAGUUAACUGGUAUGUAUAGGUACAAGUAUCGGUUGAUGAGGCAGAUUAGGAUGUGCAAAGAUCUGAAGCACUUGAUAUAUUACCGUUUCAACACUGGCCCUGUUGGAAAAGGACCUGGCUGUGGGUUCUGGGCUCCAAUGUGGAGAGUGUGGCUCUUCUUCCUUCGGGGUAUUGUCCCAUUAUUGGAGCGCUGGUUAGGUAACCUGUUGGCAAGGCAGUUUGAGGGUAGACAUUCAAAGGGAGUAGCCAAAACAGUAACAAAGCAACGUGUUGAGUCUCAUUUUGAUUUAGAGCUUCGUGCCGCAGUUAUGCACGAUGUUCUAGAUGCUAUGCCAGAGGGCAUCAAGCAAAACAAGGCCCGAACUAUACUGCAGCAUCUUAGUGAGGCAUGGCGAUGCUGGAAGGCAAAUAUCCCAUGGAAAGUCCCUGGUCUGCCUGUGCCUAUUGAGAACAUGAUUCUUCGUUAUGUGAAGUCAAAGGCAGAUUGGUGGACAAAUGUUGCUCACUACAACCGUGAGCGUAUCAGGCGUGGUGCUACAGUUGACAAGACUGUUUGUCGGAAGAAUCUUGGAAGGUUAACUCGUCUGUGGCUGAAGGCAGAACAAGAGAGACAACACAACUACUUGAAAGAUGGGCCAUAUGUAACUCCUGAGGAAGCUGUUGCUAUUUAUACAACAACAGUUCACUGGCUGGAAUCUAGAAAGUUCUCGCCAAUUCCUUUUCCGCCACUAUCAUACAAGCAUGACACCAAACUUCUUAUACUUGCACUGGAAAGGCUGAAGGAGUCAUACAGUGUAGCAGUUAGGUUGAACCAACUGCAACGGGAGGAACUUGGGUUGAUUGAACAAGCGUAUGAUAAUCCACAUGAAGCACUGUCAAGGAUAAAAAGGCAUCUUCUUACUCAGCGUGCUUUCAAAGAGGUUGGCAUAGAAUUCAUGGACUUGUACAGCUACUUGAUUCCAGUAUAUGAAAUCGAACCUCUUGAAAAAAUCACUGAUGCAUACCUUGACCAGUACUUGUGGUAUGAGGGGGAUAAACGCCAUCUCUUCCCAAAUUGGGUCAAGCCUGCUGAUUCAGAACCACCACCUCUGCUUGUUUAUAAAUGGUGCCAGGGCAUAAAUAAUUUACAGGAUAUUUGGGACACAAGUGAUGGACAGUGUGUUGUGAUGCUCCAGACAAAAUUUGAGAAGUUCUUUGAAAAAAUUGAUCUGACUCUGUUGAACAGGCUUCUUCGGUUGGUCUUAGAUCAUAACAUAGCUGAUUAUGUUACUGCAAAGAACAAUGUUGUGCUGUCUUACAAGGACAUGAGCCACACAAAUUCUUAUGGUCUCAUUAGAGGGCUUCAGUUCGCAUCUUUUGUUGUUCAGUAUUAUGGCCUUGUGCUGGAUCUCUUGAUUCUCGGUCUGACACGUGCAAGUGAGAUUGCUGGGCCACCUCAAAUGCCAAAUGAGUUCCUUACAUUUGCUGACACAAAAAUUGAGACAAGGCAUCCCAUCAGGUUGUAUUCUCGAUAUAUUGACAAGGUGCAUAUAUUGUUCCGCUUCACCCAUGAGGAAGCACGGGAUUUAAUUCAGCGUUACUUGACAGAACAUCCUGAUCCUAACAAUGAGAACAUGGUUGGUUACAAUAACAAGAAAUGUUGGCCUAGAGAUGCAAGGAUGAGGCUGAUGAAACAUGAUGUAAAUCUUGGAAGAAGUGUGUUCUGGGACAUGAAGAACCGCCUUCCGAGGAGCAUUACAACCUUAGAAUGGGAGAAUAGCUUUGUCUCUGUUUACAGCAAGGACAAUCCAAACUUACUUUUUAGUAUGUGUGGGUUUGAGGUCCGUAUACUGCCAAAGAUACGGAUGACUCAGGAGGCAUUCAGCAACACAAAGGAUGGAGUAUGGAAUUUGCAGAAUGAACAGACAAAAGAAAGGACAGCAAUUGCCUUCCUGAGAGUCGAUGAUGAGCAUAUGAAAGUGUUCGAGAACCGUGUCCGGCAGAUUCUAAUGUCAUCAGGGUCAACAACAUUCACCAAGAUAGUCAACAAGUGGAAUACUGCUCUCAUUGGCCUUAUGACAUAUUUUCGUGAAGCAACAGUCCAUACACAGGAGCUUCUGGAUUUACUUGUCAAAUGUGAAAACAAGAUCCAGACCCGUAUCAAAAUUGGCCUGAAUUCAAAGAUGCCUAGUAGGUUUCCUCCUGUUAUCUUCUAUACACCUAAAGAAAUUGGAGGUCUUGGUAUGUUGUCGAUGGGUCAUAUUCUUAUACCACAAAGCGAUCUUAGGUACAGUAAGCAGACAGAUGUUGGUGUAACACAUUUCCGAAGUGGUAUGAGCCAUGAAGAGGACCAGCUUAUUCCUAACUUGUAUCGCUACAUCCAGCCGUGGGAGAGUGAGUUUAUUGAUUCACAGCGUGUUUGGGCUGAAUAUGCUUUGAAGAGGCAGGAAGCACAGUCACAGAACAGACGGUUAACUCUUGAGGAUCUUGAAGACUCAUGGGAUAGAGGUAUACCUCGUAUCAACACUCUUUUCCAAAAGGACCGCCAUACACUAGCGUAUGACAAAGGAUGGAGAGUGAGAACAGAUUUUAAGCAAUAUCAAGUGCUGAAACAGAAUCCAUUCUGGUGGACACAUCAGCGACAUGAUGGGAAACUUUGGAACCUAAAUAACUACAGAACUGAUGUCAUUCAAGCACUUGGUGGUGUAGAAGGUAUUCUGGAGCAUACAUUAUUUAAAGGAACUUAUUUCCCUACUUGGGAGGGUCUCUUUUGGGAGAAGGCAUCAGGUUUCGAAGAGUCUAUGAAAUACAAGAAACUUACAAAUGCACAGCGUUCUGGGCUCAACCAAAUCCCCAAUAGAAGGUUUACCCUGUGGUGGUCACCAACCAUCAACCGUGCAAAUGUGUAUGUUGGUUUCCAGGUCCAGCUAGAUCUUACAGGGAUAUUCAUGCAUGGGAAAAUCCCGACAUUGAAGAUUUCUCUGAUCCAGAUCUUCCGUGCACAUCUGUGGCAGAAGAUCCAUGAAAGUGUUGUUAUGGAUCUUUGCCAAGUUUUGGAUCAAGAGUUGGAUGCUCUGGAGAUAGAGACUGUACAGAAAGAGACGAUACAUCCCAGGAAGAGUUACAAGAUGAACAGUUCCUGUGCAGAUGUCCUCCUUUUUGCUGCACACAGAUGGCAGAUGUCAAAGCCUAGCUUAGUUUCUGAGUCGAAGGAUCUCUUUGAUCAGAAAGCAAGUAACAAGUAUUGGAUUGAUGUGCAACUGCGUUGGGGAGAUUAUGAUUCACAUGACAUAGAACGUUAUACAAGAGCCAAGUUCAUGGAUUACACAACAGACAAUAUGUCCAUCUACCCGUCGCCAACUGGGGUGAUGAUUGGAAUUGAUCUAGCGUAUAAUCUGCACUCCGCUUUUGGCAACUGGUUCCCUGGGUCAAAGCCCCUACUUCAGCAAGCAAUGAACAAGAUCAUGAAGUCAAAUCCUGCUCUGUAUGUGCUGAGGGAGAGGAUAAGGAAGGGUCUGCAGUUGUACUCAUCUGAACCCACUGAACCGUACCUUUCGUCACAGAACUAUGGAGAGAUCUUCAGCAAUCAAAUCAUAUGGUUUGUGGAUGAUACAAAUGUGUAUCGAGUCACCAUUCACAAAACAUUUGAGGGUAACUUGACCACAAAACCCAUCAAUGGUGCUAUUUUCAUUUUCAAUCCAAGAACUGGUCAACUCUUUCUUAAGGUUAUCCACACAAGUGUAUGGGCGGGGCAAAAGCGUCUUGGACAGCUGGCCAAGUGGAAAACAGCUGAGGAAGUUGCUGCAUUAGUUCGAUCUCUUCCUGUAGAAGAGCAGCCAAAGCAAAUUAUUGUGACAAGGAAGGGUAUGUUGGAUCCUUUGGAGGUCCAUCUACUUGACUUCCCUAACAUUGUUAUCAAGGGCAGCGAACUGCAGCUUCCUUUCCAGGCUUGCUUAAAGAUUGAGAAGUUUGGUGACCUUAUUCUGAAGGCAACUGAACCACAGAUGGUCCUUUAUAAUAUAUAUGAUGAUUGGUUGAAAAGUAUCUCUUCAUACACAGCAUUCUCUCGUAUCGUACUUAUUCUACGGGCUCUACAUGUGAAUAACGAGAAGGCAAAGAUGUUGCUCAAACCUGAUAAAACAAUUGUUACCGAACCACAUCACAUAUGGCCAACUUUAAAUGAUGAACAGUGGUUGAAGGUUGAAUGCGCACUAAGGGACCUCAUUCUUUCUGAUUAUGCCAAGAAAAACAAUGUUAAUACUUCUGCAUUGACACAAUCUGAAAUCCGAGAUAUCAUACUUGGUGCGGAAAUUGCUCCACCAUCACAGCAGAGGCAACAGAUUGCCGAGAUUGAGAAACAGUCUCGAGAGACGACUCAGUUAACCGCUGUUACCACAAGGACGACGAAUGUACAUGGAGAUGAGCUCAUUAUCACGACAACAAGUCCAUAUGAGCAACAAGCAUUUGCAUCAAAGACUGAUUGGCGUGUCAGAGCAAUCUCUGCCACAAACUUGUAUCUUCGUGUCAAUCACAUUUAUGUCAACUCUGAUGAUAUAAAGGAGACUGGCUACACUUACAUUAUGCCAAAGAACAUAUUGAAGAAGUUCAUAUGCAUAGCAGAUCUGCGGACACAGAUUGCAGGAUUCUUGUAUGGGCUGAGUCCACAGGACAAUCCUCAAGUUAAAGAGAUCAGGUGUAUAGCCAUUCCUCCACAGCAUGGAACUCACCAGAUGGUGACUCUGCCAGCAAAUCUUCCUGAGCAUGAGUUCCUUAAUGACCUGGAACCAUUGGGAUGGAUGCAUACACAGCCGAAUGAAGCUCCACAGCUAUCACCACAGGAUCUGACAUCACAUGCAAAGAUUCUGGAGAGCAACAAACAAUGGGAUGGUGAGAAGUGUAUCAUCCUGACAUGCAGCUUCACUCCAGGAUCCUGCUCGUUGACUGCAUACAAGCUGACACCAAGCGGUUACGAGUGGGGACGCAGCAACAAGGACAAUGGGAGCAACCCUCAUGGAUACCUCCCAACUCAUUACGAGAAGGUCCAGAUGCUUCUGAGUGACCGCUUCCUUGGCUUCUACAUGGUUCCAGAUAACGCCCCUUGGAACUUCAACUUCAUGGGUGUGAAGCAUGACCCUCAGAUGAAGUACAAUAUGAAGCUGGGCAUGCCCCGGGACUUCUACCACGAGGACCACCGGCCAACACACUUCUUGGAGUUCAGCAACAUCGAGGAGGGUGAGGUCGCGGAAGGGGAUAGGGAGGAUACCUUCUCAUAGUCGCCAGGCCGAUACUCCCCCAUCCCAUGUUUAGCCCUGUAUCUGAGACGCACUUAGCUUUAUUUUGAACAGCGAUGUGUGAACCUGUAAGGUUGUAACCGGGGGUCAGGUAUCGUCUGUUAUUUACCUGUUGCAUUAGCCUGUAUUAUACCUUUUUGUUGUAAGACAGCCCUUGAGAAGAUGGGGUAGAAUUGUACAAGUGCUAGCGCACGCCAUGGUAACAGUAAAGAUUUUGGUUCGCAGCUAUGCUGAUAGUUCAGAACUUUACACGCAGACUGGUAAUUGCUUC
Panicum virgatum (switchgrass) is the source of this 7473-nucleotide messenger RNA. Its product is annotated as pre-mRNA-processing-splicing factor 8A. Gene Ontology annotation, molecular function: protein binding; pre-mRNA intronic binding; metallopeptidase activity. The record is from RefSeq and is a predicted model, not a curated record. Gene Ontology annotation, biological process: mRNA splicing, via spliceosome; spliceosomal tri-snRNP complex assembly. Bases 93 to 7184 code for a protein of 2363 amino acids. The transcript has 13 exons. Lineage: Eukaryota; Viridiplantae; Streptophyta; Magnoliopsida; Poales; Poaceae. Gene Ontology annotation, cellular component: catalytic step 2 spliceosome; U5 snRNP.